Lathyrus oleraceus (garden pea) is the source of this 2596-nucleotide messenger RNA. RefSeq names its product probable L-type lectin-domain containing receptor kinase VII.2. Gene Ontology annotation, molecular function: protein kinase activity; carbohydrate binding; ATP binding. Gene Ontology annotation, biological process: protein phosphorylation. The coding region runs from base 165 to 2240 and encodes 691 amino acids. The transcript has a single exon. The record is from RefSeq and is a predicted model, not a curated record. Lineage: Eukaryota; Viridiplantae; Streptophyta; Magnoliopsida; Fabales; Fabaceae.
AAUUGGAAUUGUUGUGUGGAUCACAUACGUACUUCAUUCAUCAUUUUUCAAACAAGUAUUUACUAUAGCAUUUUUAGCAACCACUCAUUCCUUUUUCCUAGCAUCUAAUAUCAAAUAAACUCAAUUUAGCAACAGUUUCUCUUUUCAUUCUCAGUCCUAUCCCAAUGUCUCAACUUCAGCUACUUCCUAUUCUUCUUCACAUUGUAACCAUGAUUCUAUCUUGUGUUUCCACUACUGAAUUUGUCUACAAUACAAACUUCAACUCCACAAACAUUGACUUAUAUGGAAAAGCCACUAUGCAGUCCUCCAUUCUCACUCUCACUAAUGGAAGUUUCUUCUCAAUAGGUCGAGCUUUUUACCCGAAAAUAUUACCUACCAAACUUCCCAACUCUUCCAUUCUUCUCCCCUUUGCUACUUCCUUCAUUUUCUCUGUUGCCCCCGUCAAAAACUUUAUUGCAGGACAUGCCCUUGCCUUCAUAUUCACACCCUCAAGAGGUCUAAAUGGCACAACAUCAGCCGAGUAUAACGGUCUUUUCAAUCUCACCAAUGAAGGUAAUCCUAAUAACCAUGUUCUUGGAAUUGAAUUUGAUAUAGUUAGAAACGAAGAAGAAUUCAACGAUAUAAAUGAUAAUCAUGUUGGUGUUGACAUAAAUUCGCUUACAUCCUUAACUUCACAUGAGGCUGGCUACUGGAGUGGGAAACAUGACAAUGAAUUUAAGGUGUUGAAGAUAAAAAGUGGAGAAAAUUAUCAGGUAUGGAUUGAAUUUAUGCACUCUCGGAUAAACGUUACUAUGGCUCGUGCGGGACAAAAAAGGCCUCGGGUUCCUCUCAUCAGUGUGAAUGUUAACCUUGCUGGGGUUCUUAUGGACGAAACCUAUGUUGGAUUCUGCGCUGCCACAGGGCGAUUAAUCGACAGUAGUAGGAUUCUUGCUUGGAGCUUUAGUAAUUCAAAUUUUUCAAUCGGUGAUGCUUUAGUGACAGACAACUUGCCUUCGUUUGUCCCUUAUAAGGGAUGGUCUUCUCGAGCAAAAGUUAUAGCUGUUGGAGUCACCAGUGUUGUCUGUUUGUUAAUCGUUGGUUGCGGUUAUGCACUGUUUUUCUUCAUCCUAUAUAGAGGAGGGAAGGGAGACGAAGAAAUUGAAGAGUGGGAACUAGAAUAUUGGCCACAUAGAAUUAGUUUCCAAGAGAUUCAUGAAGCAACAAGAGGGUUCUCUGAAGAGAAUGUGGUUGCUGUAGGAGGGAAUGGAAAGGUAUAUAAAGGGAUUUUGCAAGGAGUUGAAGUUGCCGUCAAGAGAAUCCCUCAAGAAAGAGAGGGUGGAAUGAGAGAGUUUUUGGCAGAGGUUUCAAGCAUAGGAAGAAUGAAACACAGAAAUUUAGUAGCAUUGAGAGGUUGGUGCAAAGAAAAAAAAGGAAGCUUGAUUCUAGUUUAUGACUUCAUGCACAACGGAAGUUUAGACAAAUGGAUCUUUGAGUGUGAAGAAGAAAAGAUGCUAAUAUGGAAAGAAAGGAUUCAAGUUUUGAAAAAUGUAGCUGCAGGGAUUCUAUACCUACAUGAAGGUUGGGAAGUUAAGGUCUUGCAUAGAGAUAUCAAAGCAAGCAAUGUUCUACUUGACAAGGACAUGAAUGCUAGAUUGGGAGAUUUUGGUUUGGCUCUUAUGCAUGAGCAUCAUGGACAAGUGGCCAGCACAACAAAAGUACUAGGGACAUUAGGAUACAUUGCUCCGGAAUUGAUUCGAACGGGAAGAGCGUCGACUAUGUCUGAUGUGUUCGGCUUUGGUAUAUUUUUGUUAGAAGUAAUUUGCGGGCGAAGACCUAUUGAAGUGCAUAAGCCAGGACUAAUUGAAUGGGUGAGGUCUCUAAUGAUGCUUAACCAAUUGCACAAUGCUGUUGAUGAAAGGUUGAAGGCCAAAGGAGGAUACCCUAUCGAGGAAGCCGAAAGAUUGCUUCAUUUGGGUUUGAUGUGUUCAAAUUCAGACCCUAGUGUUAGACCAACAAUGAGACAGGUUGUGAAAAUUCUAGAGGGAGAAAUGGACAACAUUGAUUGUGAUGAGGAAAAUAUGGAGAUGAGUUUGCAUGGUAAACUAAAAUCAAUUGUAAUGUGGUCUAAAACAAUAAGUGCAGUUCCAUAUAGAAAUCACCCUACUUUUGAAGAAGUAAAAAGUUAUAAUUCAAAGGCCUCUACAAGUGGCUCAAGUGUUAUUCAAGCAUCAGAUUCAGAUAUCAUUUGGGAAGGAAGAUAAUAUUAUAAGUUUUAUAUAUAUAGUUUAACUAUAUUUUUAGUUCCAAAGGGUAGGGACUAUAGAAACUUAAUUAACUUUUGUUUAUUAGAGAUUUAAGUGUAUCUAUCAUAUUGUGUAAAAUGAAAAAGAAUAUUCGAGUCCUUAGCUUAUUUAUAAUUCGUAGUUUCUGUACACUGCCUAAACAUGGAAGUUGUUGUUUUAUGAAACAUCCAAAGAAGGAUGAAUGUCGUGCCGUGCAUGUCAGGGUAUGGGGGGAUGAGUUGUGUUGGAGUAUUAUGAUGAUAGCAACACAAGUACUUCAUUUUUGGUGCAUGCAAAAGCAACACAACUUUUCUUCACAAGUCAAUUAUCAAUCC